AAACUAGCCAAGAAGCGCAAAGACGCCAUCGGGAACACUCGGCAGGAGAUGACCCACAUGGUGAACGCCAUGGACCGCAGUUACGCUGAUCAGAGCACGCUCCAUGCUGAGGAUCCCAUGGCCGUCACCUUUAUGGACUCCCACAACUUCAGCAACAGAUGUAGGUAUAAUGGUCCUUAGACAGAUCCCUGGGGAACACCUCCCUCCACAGACACAUGAUACAUGUGAGAAAGCCUCCUGACAGUUAGAUAAUCUAAUGCCUUACAAUGGGAAAGACCCUAACACCGAGAAGAGUCCAUGAGACAGGCUCUGAAGAGAGGUGUUAAGUUGCCCUUUAACCUUACAUGUUUUUACUUUAAAAUGCAUAAUAGGAAAAUCCCAAGAUAUGAAUGAAUGCCUUUAAUGAUUUGAACUGUUGGCACAGGAUAUUAUGGUAGAGGUUAUUCUAUUGCUAUGCUCUGUUCAUCUUGCUGCUGGAAUUUUAUAACUCAGUAGUGUGAUGCAGCUUACUCAAGCCUUCUGGAAUGUAUUUCAUAAGCUUUUUUCCCUACAGUGCCUAAUGAUCCACUUGUGCCAACGGCAGUGCUAGGUGAGGCCCUGGUGAUAUAUCAUCUGCCUUGCCAUGGCUUGUUGUGUUCCUCAUGCAUGUCGUUGUCACAGUCCUGUAGCCGUCCAUUGUAAACUGUAAACCUGUAGCCGUCCAUUGAUUGUCUCUGUGUUGCGUCUGGUUAGUCACGUACAACUCACACUAGUCCUGACAAUAUACAGUAUCACAGUCAGAAUGACUAGCCUCCACAUUCACUUAUCCAGUAAGGGGAAUAAAAUAGGAAUUGUUUCCAGAUUUUGGAUUUCCCCUGGCUGCCAGUGUAAAACAGACUUGGCCCUCAGCCAUGGUAGAGUGGAGACAUGGCAUUCCUCCAGUGAACAGAUGAACAAUCCUUCAGCGUUUAGGACCCACCUAUGAGCCGUUGGAGUGGAGCUAAAGGUCCAAACCACAUUCAGAGACUCACACUCACUCCUGUAUGCAUUACAACUGUCUACACGCUCCAAAUCCUGCUCAGGGCGUUGGUUUAGAGACGAGGAGGGGAAACUAAUUCAAACACAAGUGAAGAUAGAUAUAUGAUGGCUACAUUCACCUGAGUCCUUACCUGAAGAUCAACCUCCUGCAUGACAUGACACUUUUCUAGAAUGAAACCAGUCAUCCUGUCACUGUGUGUAAGUCGUACAGGCUUUGUGAGUGGGUGCCAUUUUAUAUCAGCCUCAGCCCCCCUUGAACAUCACCCUCAGCCCCCCUGGAACAUCACCCUCAGCCCCCCUGGAACAUCACCCUCAGCCCCCCUGGAACAUCACCCUCAGCCCCUCUGGAACAUCACCCUCAACCCCUCUGGAACAUCACCCUCAGCCCCCCUGGAACAUCACCCUCAGCCCCCCUGGAACAUCACCCUCAGCCCCCCUGGAACAUCACCCUCAGCCCCCCUGGAACAUCACCCUCAGCCCCUCUGUCUGUGUAGAGUCCAAAAACACAUCUGACAGUUUCUAUGUAAUGGAGUUCAGUGUUCACUCGUGACAUCAGGAUGGAGAGCGUUAGACACUCGACGCGAGCAGUGUAGUCCACACUGACAGAACAAGCAAGCAACCGCGGAGGGUCUUUAUGGCUCACUGACACCUAAGUUUGAUGGGGAAUUAAAAUGCCCCCUCAGGCCACAGUGUUUGCUGUGAAAAUGUGUUAUUUUAGCUCUGUGUUCUCGCUGGGCUUGGUAAUAGGAAGUGAAGGGUGCAGUUCAAGCCAUGACUCAAUCUAGCAUGUUAGGGUCGAAUUAAGUAGUACAAAUUUGCAAAUGAGUAGAAAUGUCAGCUUAGAUAGUCUCUACACUAGAGUGCAGCAGUUCUCUUGCCAGCUUAGUGUCACUCCUCUUAGAUCCCGCCCACUGCAUUAGUGUGUCUGUCAGUCUCGCCAUAGCUUUCUAGAAAGUCAUGUGCGGAUGUGUAAGAAAGUCAGUGUUGUGUACGUGUGGUAGAGUAGCUCCUUGGGUCAGUUGUCAGUCAUCUGUGAAUCCCUCGUCAUUGUUAGGUGAUCACCUCCAUCACCCUCAUGUUCCAGUAUUGUGCUUAAAGUCAUGUCACGUCAUCAUAUAUACACUACCGUUCAAAAGUUUGGGGUCACUUAGAAAUGUCCUUGUUUUCUAAAGAAAAGCAAUUUUUUUGUCUAUUAAAAUAACAUCAAAUUGAUCAGAAAUACAGUGUAGACAUUGUUAAUGUUGUAAAUGGCUAUUGUAGCUGGAAACGGCUGAUUUAUAAUGGAAUAUCUACAUAUGCGUACAGAGGCCCAUUAUCAGCAACCAUCAGUCCUGUGUUCCAAUGGCACGUUGUGUUUGCUAAUUCAAGUUUAUCAUUUUAAAAGGCUAAUUGAAAACCCUUUUGCAAUUAUGUUAGCACAGCUGAAAACUGUUGUGCUGAUUAAAUUAAUCAAUAAAACUGGCCUUCUUGAGACUAGUUGAGUAUCUGGAGCAUCAGCAAUUGUGGGUUCGAUUACAGGCUCAAAAUGGCCAGAAACAAAGAACUUUCUUCUGAAACUCGUCAGUCUAUUCUAGUUCUGAGAAAUGAAGGCUAUUCCAUGUGAGAAAUUGCCAAGAAACUGAAGAUCUCGUACAACGCUGUGUGCUACUCCCUUCACAGAACAGCACAAACUGGCUCUAACCAGAAUAGAAAGAGGAGUGGGAGGCCCCGGUGCACAACUGAGCAAGAGGACAAAUACAUUAGAGUGUCUAGUUUGAGGCGCCUGUCUCUCAAACUAGACACUCUAAUGUAUUUGUCCUCUUGUGCACCGGGGGCCUCCCACUCCUCUUGCUUUUCUUUAGAAAACAAGGACAUUUCUAAAUGACCCCAAACUUUGAACUGUAGUGUAUGUAUUAUAUAUCUACUACAACCCAUGUGUGCUUACUGUUGAUCUAAAAGCACAUUUCUUUCUUUUUUUCUUUUUCUUGCUGCCCUAAUUGUAAAGUGCCAAUUACAGGUAAGUGUGUGUGGAAAUUCUAAAGUGUCCCAAAGUGGUUAAUGAAAAUAAAUGAAUUACCAGAUUGCAAAUGCUGGAUCUCAUUGAUUGAUCCAUUAAAUGUGUGUGCAGUGUGUGUGCGUCAGUAACAGUAGCCGACUUCCCCUCCCCUGACAGUAAAGUGUGCAGGCUCCUUAAAACGUAACUUAACAUUCCCCUUAACCUGAUAUAGAGGCUGGCAGUAGCUCAGUGGCUAGCCAAGCAGAAAAUAUGUAGAGAUCACGGCUCAGUAGGUAAUGUGAUUGCCAGCAGGUCAGUCUAGGCUUUAGAGGGGUGUAAAUCCUGGCUGCAGAUAACCUAGGACUCAACAGCCAGCCAGCCCCCCCCCACCCCCCCCCCCCCCCCACCCCCCUGCAUACACACACACACACACACACACACACACAACCACACACUCGCGGUGCACUCACACACACAUCUCCACAGGCAAAAUGGCUAUGUUUCUGAGGGAUUGACAUGGCUCAGAUAUCACAUUAAAGGGCGCAUAUGGUGCCUGUCAGUCCUGUGAGCCCAGCGUCUCUCCCCUGAGAGGGUCCUGCUCUCACACUGUGGUAACUAAGAGGCCCCUGUAUUUGCCUUCCUGUCUACUGGGAAAGUCAGGCACCACUCCUCAGCUUUAUCAAGCCCUGUCUUGCCCACUCACCAAGCUGACGCAACAUGUCAGUUACUUCCAGUGCCAGGUACCUUGUCGCUUACAUCCUCCUCAAAGCUUAGCUGCUUCACUGGGGGGUUACUUUAAAUAAAAAGUGUGAAGGCAGGAGCCAUGUUAUUUUUAUUUCAAUUUUUGCAAGAAAAACAUAGUUUUGUAAAAGUAGUUUUGUAAGAGAAGCACACCCAGUCUGGUUAUUUUUACAUUUACAUUUACAUUUUUAGUCAUUUAGCAGACGCCCUUAUCCAGAGCAACUUACAGUUAGUGAGUGCAUACAUUAUUUUUUUAUUUUUUUAUACUGUCCCCCUGUGGGAAUCGAACCCACAACCCUGGCGUUGCAAACGCCAUGCUCUACCAACUGAGCUACAUCCCUGCCCGGCCAUUCCCUCCCCUACCCUGGACGACGCUUAGCCAAUUGUGCGCCAACCCAUGGGUCUCCCGGUCACGACCGGCUACGACAGAGCCUGGAUUCGAACCAGGAUCUCUAGUGGCACAGCUAGCACUGCAAUGCAGUGCCUUAGACCACUGCGCCACUCGGGAGUAUAAUAGGGUAUUCAUCAUGAUUUGCCGCCAUCCCAGAUUAGCCAAGUAAAACUCCGCUCCACGAUGUACUUCACAUCAACGGAGUUGAGUGGAGAUUAGAGUGGACGGACUGGAGCUCCGACAUCACAUAAAAAUAUGUUUUUAUAAAAAACUAUGGAUUUCAUCACCCAAAAAUAGCACGCAAUUACACGAGACAAUGUGCCAUUGAUGUGAAGUAUAUCGUGGAGUUGAGUUUAACUUGGCUAAGGCCAGAUAUGUGUUCUGUGAGUGAUGGUGAUGUUGAGUGAUGAUGAUCCUUCACAAGCCUGUGUAAUCCUCACCAACAUGUGAUUUCCUUGGACAGAUGAGAACCACACUGCGGCUGCUGCAGAGUCCAGUCGGCUGCUGGACGUGCCUCGGUACCACUGUGAGGGAACAGAGUCACCCUACCAGACAGGUCAGCUGCACCCAGCCAUCAGGGUGGCUGACCUGCUCCAACACAUUAACCUGAUGAAGACCUCCGACAGCUACGGCUUCAAGGAGGAAUAUGAGGUCAGACCCCAAGACUCUAGUCUACAGUACAUCCAUAACACAGGCCCUAAGACUCUAGUCUACAGUACCCUCAUAACAUAACACAGGCCCUAAGACUCUAGUCUACAGUACCCUCAUAACAUAACACAGGCCCUAAGACUCUAGUCUACAGUACCCUCAUAAUAUAACACAGGCCCUAAGACUCUAGUCUACAGUACCCUCAUAACAUAACACAGGCCCUAAGACUCUAGUCUACAGUACCCUCAUAACAUAACACAGGCCCUAAGACUCUAGUCUACAGUACCCUCAUAACAUAACACAAGCCCUAAGACUCUAGUCUACAGUACCCUCAUAACAUAACACAGGCCCUAAGACUCUAGUCUACAGUACAUCCAUAACACAGGCCCUAAUACUCUAGUCUACAGUACCCUCAUAACAUAACACAGGCCCUAAGACUCUAGUCUACAGUACCCUCAUAACAUAACACAGGCCCUAAGACUGUAGUCUACAGUACCCUCAUAACAUAACACGGGCCCUAAGACUGUAGUCUACAGUACCCUCAUAACAUAACACAGGCCCUAAGACUCUAGUCUACAGUAGCUUCAUAACAUAACACAGGCCCUAAGACUCUAGUCUACAGUACCCUCAUAACAUAACACAGGCCCUAAGACUCUAGUCUACAGUACCCUCAUAACAUAACACAGGCCCUAAGACUCUAGUCUAUAGUACCCUCAUAACAUAACACAGACCCUAAGACUAGUCUACAGUACCCUCAUAACAUAACACAGGCCCUAAGACUCUAGUCUACAGUACCCUCAUAACAUAACACAGGCCCUAAGACUCUAGUCUACAGUACCCUCAUAACAUAACACAGGCCCUAAGACUCUAGUCUACAGUACCCUCAUAACAUAACACAGGCCCUAAGACUCUAGUCUACACGUAUAACAUAGCAUAUUUACGAUGGCCCUAUAGUGACAGCUCCCACACAUAUUAGCUAAAUGUAUGAGGUCGUCAGCCCUCAAGACGGUCUUACUAACAGUCUCACUAUUCAAACAGUCAACACACCUUUAAGUUCAUACAAAUACAAUCUGCUUCAAAUCAAGUAUUUCACUCCAUUAUUGGGAGGUUCUUCAAAGAGACAAUAUCCCUACAGUGGAGAACAAGCAAAAUACCCCCUAAAUGUCACAUCCUGUUGAGGUUCUGUGUUGCUCACUGUGUUGACUGGAUGGGCAACCACAGACCUGCAGAGAAAGAGUUUCCUGUCAGCGAGGAGUUUGCCUGUGAGGCAGAGGUUUGCACUGCUGCAGGGGUUUAGAGACAUUCAGUUACUUGCUCUGCAGCCUUUGAAAGUUCAAUGAAAAAACUGUUACAGGCAAAGAUAAAGUUGUCUUCUAUGAGUACUGCUCAGCUCUGAUAGUCAUCUCCCCAUAGAUUAUUUCACAAUUAUGCUGUUGUUCAUUCGACUGAAUUUUGUAUGCAGCUCUAGGAAGUUUAAAUGUGUUGUCCAGUUCCUGUUGUAAUAUUGGAAUAAUGAUCACAGUGGUGAACACCAAACUUUGAGGGUUUAAGCAUCAAACCACAUGCUGCAAUGCCUCUUCAAUGUGCAGUUGAAUAAGUUAUUUUACUUUUUAAAUUGGCCACAUCAUAGCCAAGAAAUUUGGUUUUGUCACCUUGUAUCUCUAUUGUUCUCUGAGAUGCACUAGGCCAGACAUUGAAGAUUUGAAGUGAUGGUCCUUGACAGACAUAAAGUACAAUAUAAAUGUCCAUAGAAAACUGCCCUUUGAUUACAUUGCAGUGCCUUAACUGCGAAAUGUGUUUUCUUAUCAGCCUCACUCACUCGGUUUCAUUCUGUUUGGUAUGCAGAGUUUUUUUGAAGGCCAGUCCGCUUCCUGGGACGUGGCAAAGAAAGACACUAACAGAACCAAGAACCGCUAUGGAAACAUCAUUGCAUGUAAGUCUUGUAUUUAACUUCUACUAAAGUUGCUAGGUGUUGAUGCCUCCUUUUACCUAGCGUGUUUUUAGGAAUGAGCUCAUUAAAUAUGGCAAGCCGUAACAUCUGUUAUCAUGUACCUAGCUGUCUCUUAAUCCCAGGAAAUAUUGAAUAAUCAUUUUGAUUUGACUACCUGUUAAUGAAAUACAACUAGCCAGCCUACUAACCCAUGUUGUAUUACAGACGAUCAUUCUAGAGUGAUCCUGCAACCAAUGGAAGACGACCCUUCCUCUGACUACAUCAACGCCAACUACAUUGACGUAAGUGGCGCAGCCUCCUCCAUUGGCGAACGUGUGCGACACAACCGUCCUUCUCUCGUAUGUGAGGCCUUCUAUGCAUGCCUUUGUCAACAAUAUGAAAACAGCUUUUAUUUUCCUCCUUCAGUCAAAGUGCUUGUACUCACUGACAUUGUUGUGCUUUCUUUCACUUUUGCCUAUGAUUUGGUCUGUAGAUAUGGCUGUACAGGGAUGUAAGUAUCACUGUAGGGGACCUCACCACACCUCAUGUUUCCCACUCUCUUCCUCCCUUGUUCACCUCUGGUUACCUCUAAUAACAUCUGCAUGGCAACGUAUGAGAUGUUAGCCCUCCUUUCGUCUCCCCCCUUUUUGAUUUGGUCCUACCAUGCUGUUGUUCAUCCGCUUCUCUCAUUUCACAUGUCCUCAUGCCCGAUGUGUACAUCCCUGAUCCGUGUGCUACUGUUCUCGAUAUGAAUAUUUACAAGAUGGUGGCCGCUAUUUGUUUUCCUUUGUUUCCGCCCCUACUGUGCCUGUACCCAGCCAGAUCCAAUCUGAUAGGGAUAACUUGGGGAGUUAAACCUGCUGACUCUAUCAAGCAACUUGCUAAUAAGCAGCCAAUUACAAGAAUGUAGUAUUCCUACGAAGUAAUCGAUAAUGUGAAAUUCUUGACAAUAAAACACACCAGAGUUGAGCUUUACAGAGAAUAAACGUCCGUGUCAUUGACAGAUACUCAAAGCACAAGUAGGAAAUGUGCUCUUAUUGAAAGUUUAUUUCAGUAAAUUAAUGAAUGCACAAGAACAGCUUUGUGCAUAUUAGUGUAUAAGGCCAUUGACUCUCAUGAAGAUAUAUCGCAUGCGGUCCAAGCUGGGGUUGAGGCACGGUAUAUUGUGUAGUAGUCUGCUGUGGAUGCAACACUAUAUAUAAGUCUUACCCAAUGAUCUUACCAUAUUGUGUUUGUUGCACUUAGGGGUAUCAGAGGCCAAGUCAUUACAUUGCAACCCAAGGUAAGACAAAGUACCGCGUUAACCUCUAAAGAAGAAUUGAUGCUCAUAUUGUAUUUUCAGCACUGAGCAAUUCAUGGUCUUAUAAAGAGUUAUCAGAUUGUAUUGUAUUUAGUUCAGAGAUUGAUUGAUAGAUUGAUAUGUGUUGUCCUCUCCAGGGCCUGUCCAUGAGACAGUCUAUGAUUUCUGGAGGAUGGUCUGGCAAGAGCAGUCUGCCUGUAUCGUCAUGGUCACUAACCUAGUGGAAGUUGGACGGGUAGGUUAUAAUAUCAUAUUGCUGUCAGACCCCAAACCACAGGAGGCCAAUGUAGGCCUUGAUCAGUCUUUAGAUAUUGAUCUGGCAUACUGUAUAUCUGGGCAUCUAUUGUGUGCAUGUAUGUGUAGUAUUUAAGGACGUCUUUUGUUUUAAAUGAAUUAAAUGCUUAUGUUCUUGUAGGUGAAGUGUUACAAGUACUGGCCCGAUGAUGCUGAGGUCUAUGGUGAUUUCAAAGUGACAUUUGUGGAGGUGGAGCCCCUUGCUGAAUAUGUGGUCAGAACGUUCACCUUGGAGAGGGUGAGUCAGUCCUUUGUACACCCCUCACGUCCAUAUUCAACAGUUUAGUCUAUAACAGUUAAAGGGGCAAUCUGGGAUUUACCACUUUGCUAUUGUUUGCCCCUUAAAAUCAACACAUAUUGCAAAUGUGGAAAUCAGACUGAACCCAGACCAGUUGUUACCUAAUAACCUGUAUGUUCUCUGUCAUCAGAGAGGCUUUAACGAGCUGCGGGAGGUGAAGCAGUUUCAUUUCACUGGCUGGCCUGACCACGGAGUGCCCUACCACGCCACGGGCCUCCUCUCCUUCAUCCGCCGGGUCAAGAUGUCCAACCCCCCCAGCGCUGGGCCCAUCGUGGUGCACUGCAGGUAAACCCCUAACGCGACACUUCCUCUACGCCAGACCACCUGAGAAAACAGGUGCAUCCGAUUCACUUUUUCUUUAUCGCUCACAUAAUACUGUCACAUAGCUAUGAAAUGAGUGUACCUGAGCUAGCUAGCAUGCUUCAAUAUCAGCCACAGCUAAGCUAGCUAAGAUAUCGCCGUGCCCCUUGGCAGGAUGUGGUUGUUGUGAAUAUUGAUCCACAUACUUGUCAAUGUAAUCUUGUGCACAAGGUAUCAUAAUUUUGUUGUGUGUACUGCACAACGGCUGGAUAUGUAGACUGUUGAAGCGCUAUGUUAUGCAGCCCCAUGCUCACCUUCCUGUCCUCUCACCUUGGUCAGCGCCGGAGCCGGACGCACAGGCUGUUACAUCGUCAUCGACAUCAUGCUGGACAUGGCGGAGCGGGAGGGCGUGGUGGACAUCUACAACUGCGUGAAGGCUCUGCGCUCCAGACGCAUCAACAUGGUACAGACUGAGGUGACUACUAGACCCACCCCACCGCCACACACCUCACCAAUUAACAUUAACACCAUUCGCCAUUACUGUCUGUCUGUGCAUUUCAUGCUACUAUAUGUAUGGACUGUAUGGAGACGCAGUGCAUUCCUUUGCUGACUGUGUGUCUGUGGUCCGGCCACAGGAGCAGUACAUCUUCAUCCAUGACGCCAUCCUAGAGGCCUGUCUGUGUGGCGAGACGGCCAUCCCCGCCUGCGAGUACAAAGCAGCUCACUACGACAUGAUCAGGAUAGACUCACAGAGUAACUCCUCACACCUCAAAGAUGAAUUCCAGGUACUGGAGCCCUUUCAUAUUUAUUGUGGCACAAAGUUCUGUUUCAAUCCUCAGUCUUUCAUAGCCUGAUGUUAAUCAUGUCUCGUAUAACACUAAAAGACAACAAUAAAAUCAUGGAAAUAGAUCAUGGGUGCAUCUCAAAUGGUACUCUAUUCCCUAGAGUGCACUACUUAGAAUAGGGUGCCAUUUGGGAUGCAUCCCAUGUCUUCUAACAAACAAUGUUCCCUGUCAUUUUGGGGGUUUAAUGUUAUUUGUGUUUUCAGACCCUGAACUCGGUGACCCCUCAGCCGCAGCCAGAGGACUGCAGUAUCGCCCUGCUGCCCAGGAACCACGAGAAGAACCGCUUCAUGGACAUGCUGCCUCCAGACCGCUGUCUGCCCUUUCUCAUCACCAUCGACGGGGAGAGCAGUAACUACAUCAACGCUGCCCUCAUGGAUGUAAGUGUCUUCUCCCCUCAUGCACGCGUAAACACACACACAGUAUACACAUGCACGUACGCACGCAAACACAUAUGCAAGCACGCACAAAUACACAGACACACACACAUACACACUCCCUCGGCUUUACUAAGUGCACUGGAUGUUAUCUGAAUGUGUAGUAGAGACAGAAAGCUAGAGACAAAUCCAGGUGUAUACUACUGUUUUGUGUACUCUUUUGGAAAAUGUAGAAGGACUGAUAUUCAAUGUAUUUUUAACGUGUGCUCAAGAGUUUCUGUUCUUUUUUGGCAAUCCUUCAAUUAUUUUCUCGUAGUGCAAGUAGUGAUAUCGAUGAAAAUACAAAAUUAAAAUGUGCAAAAAUUAAUUUACUUUAUUAAGAAAGUUUUGGUCAUCUAACUUUUCAACAAUAUAACUUGUUGAAAUUAUUCUUCAACAUGGCUAUUCAUGUGAUCCUAAAUUACACUUGAGCUUUUAAACAUUUGGGUUUUCAAAUAAAACAAAAGUCGGCCAAAAGGUUUGACCCGUUUGAUAAAAGGGCGUGGUAAGUGAAACAAGUGUUAUUUUAUUAUUAGUUCUACCAAUAAUCCAGCAGGUAACUUUACUACAGUAUCCACGUAUUACAACAGUAUGCAUCACUAUUUGACCUCUUGGAUCAGGAUUCUCUUAGUUUGAUAUCAGGAUCUGUGCCAGAAAGUGAAUCCAUCUCCUGGGAGUCAUCUCGUCAUAGCUGUGUAAUUGAUAAAAGGUUCAGAAGCCACCCUGUAGCCUUUUUUUGCAAUACAUUGCAUAUAGCAAAGAGAAUGUGCUUGGUAUUUCUUCUGUAUUGUACAGUGUAUUUUAUACAAAGAGGUUGAAUUCAAAUCCUCUUCUCAGUCCUUGCUAGGAUUCCAAUGGAUCCUGAAACAAGACUCUCAAAAGAGACUCUUGCGAAAUAAAUGUACAGUACCAGUCAAAAGUUUGGACACACCUACUCAUUCAAGGGUUUUUCUUUCUUUUUACUAUUUUCUACAUAGUAGAAUAAUAGUGAAGACAUCAAAACUAUGAAACAACACAUAUGGAAUCAUGUAGUAACCAAAAAAGUUAUAUUUUAUAUUUGAGAUUCUUCAAAAGUAGCCACCCUUUGCCUUGAUGACAGCUUUGCACAUUCUUGGCAUUCUCUCAACCAGCUUCAUGAGUUAGUCACCUGGAAUGCAUUUCAAUUAACAGGUGUGCCUUGUUAAAAGUUAAUUUGUGGAAUUUCUUUCCUUUUUAAUGCGUUUGAGCCAAUCAGUUGUGUUGUGACAAGGUAGGGGUGGUAUACAGAAGAUAGCCCUAUUUUGUAAAAGACCAAGUCCAUAUUAUGGCAAGAACAGCUCAAAUAAGCAAAGAGAAACGACAGUCCAUCAUUACUUAAAGACAUGAAGAUCAGUCAAUCUGGAAAAUUUGAACGUUUCUUCAAGUGCAGUCGCAAAAACCAUCAAAUGCUAUGAUGAAACUGGCUCUCAUGAGGACUGCCACAGGAAAGGAAGACCCAGAGUUACCUCUGCUGCAGAGGAUACAUUCAUUAGAGUUACCAGCCUCAGAAAUUGCAGCCCAAAUAAAUGCUUCACAGAGUUCAAGUAACAGACACAUCUCAACAUCAACUGUUCAGAGGAGACUGCAUGAAUCAGGCCUUCAUGGUCGAAUUGCUGCAAAGAAACCACUACUAAAGGGCACCAAUAAGAAGAAGAGACUUGCUUGGGCCAAGAAACACGAGCAAUGGACAUCUGUCCUUUGGUCUGAUAAGUCCAAAUUUGAGAUCUUUGGUUCCAACCGCUGUGUCUUUGUGAGACGCAGAGUAGGUGAAUGGAUAAUCUCCGCAUGUGUGGUUCCCACCGUGAAGCAUGGAGGAGGAGGUGUGAUGGUGUGGGGGUGCUUUGCUGGUGACACUGUCAGUGAUUUAUUUAGAAUUCAAGGCACACUUAACCAGCAUUGCUACCACAGCAUUCUGCAGCGAUACGCCAUCCCAUCUGGUUUGGGCUUAGUGGGACUAUCAUUUGUUUUUCAACAGGACAAUGACCCAACACACCUCCAGGCUGUGUAAGGACUAUUUGACCAAGAAAUAGAGGGAUGGAGUGCUGCAUCAGAUAGCCUCCAUAAUCACCCGACCUCAACCCAAUUGAGAUGGUUUCGGAUUAGUUGGACCGCAGAGUGAAGGAAAAGCAGCCAACAAUUUGUGGGAACUCCUUCAAGACUGUUGGAAAACCAUUCCAGGUGAAGCUGGUUGAGAGAAUGCCAAGAGUGUGCAAAGCUGUCAUCAAGGCAAAGGGUGGCUACUUUGAAGAAUUUAAAAUCAAAAAUAUAUAUUUGAUUUGUUUUACACUUUUUUGGUUACUACAUGAUUCCAUAAGUGUUAUUUCAUAGUUUUGAUGUCUUCACUAGAAUGUAGAAAAUAGUAAAAAUAAAGAAAAACCCUUGAAUGAGUAGGUGUGUCCAAACGUUUGACUGGUACUGUAUGUCUCAAUGCGACAAACCGGGAUGAAUAAAAAAUAACCUAUGACAGAGUAUUGACGUAGACCCUGGGAGAUGGUAUUUCAUGUGCACAGAGAAGCAGAACUUUGCCAGAUUAUGAGAUUUUUUAUUUGGAGGGUAAUGUUAAAUCACUUCCUCGUACGCUUCACAAACUUUUGGACUUUUUCUAACCAAGCCGUCAGAAGAAUACCAGGUAAUUUCUGAACUUUUCACUUCUGAAUAAUUAAAUGCUUCUAACUAUACUGGAUUUGUUUCAUGGCUAAAGGUGUAUGUCAGCAGAACUUCAUUUAAUUUAUAUAAUAUUGCUAGAAGCAUGCUUACCACAUGGAUUGACCUGGUUUAAAAAAUCACUUGUCAUUCAAACGUGAAAUGUCUCCACAUUCCUUGCAUGGUCAUAUAUGCACACAUUGUUCAUUGUGAGAGAUGUAUCAUAUCUUCAGUAUGUGUUCUCUGUAAAUGUCUGCAGACUCAGUGCUAUGAGAUGUUAUAUGGUUCCUUGUUGACUUCCUCCAAUUCAGAGCUACAGACAGCCAGCAGCCUUCAUUGUGACCCAGCACCCUCUGCCCAACACGGUCAAAGACUUCUGGAGGCUGGUGUACGACUACGGCUGCACGUCCCUGGUCAUGCUCAACGAGAUUGACCUAGCGCAGGUAAUACCUGACCACCUCACCCUCCUGCAUUCACUGCUGUGGACCCUGAUUCCAAAUCUCAUUAUUGUGCAUUGAGUGAAGGUCAUUGUAAAUUUUUUAUUUUUUUUGUUCUCAAUCAGGGCUGUCCUCAGUAUUGGCCUGAAGAGGGGAUGCUCCGCUACGGUCCUGUCCAAGUUGAAUGUAUGUCCUGCUCCAUGGAUUGUGACGUCAUCAGCCGUCUCUUCAGAAUAUGUAACCUCACCAGAGUAAGUGCUCCACUAUCUUUUUUUUUUUUUGUCGCUGCCAUCGAGGUUGUAGAACGAGGAUGGUUUGAUUGUAAUAAUGUUAUGACGUUCAGUGUUAGAGCCAAAAUGGCUGCCGUUGAUAAUGUAUGUUUCUGUGUUCCGCACAGCCUCAGGAGGGCUACCUGAUGGUGAGGCAGUUCCAGUACCUGGGCUGGGCCGCCCACAGAGAAGUGCCAGCGUCCAAGCGCUCCUUCCUUAAGCUCAUACUGCAGGUGGACAAGUGGCAGGAGGAGUGUGAGGAGGGCGAGGGACGCACCAUCAUCCACUGCCUGUGAGUGUACACACACACACACACACACACACACACACAAACACACACACACCCUCCACCACCACUCUCUAACCACACACAAACACCUCCUACAUGCAUACAAAUACAAAUCCUAUCACCUCUCUCCUAUCUGCACCCACCUCUUGUAUUUAACACGUUUGGCAGUUCAGUAGAAUAGCAUUAGUCACCCAACCAACCUCCCAUUUCCACCGUUGUGUUCCUGUGCUGUAGGAACGGAGGCGGCCGCAGUGGGAUGUUCUGUGCUAUCAGCAUCGUGUGUGAGAUGAUCAAGAGGCAGAAUGUGGUGGAUGUGUUCCACGCCGUCAAGAGCCUGAGGAACAGCAAGCCCAACAUGGUGGACAGCCCGGUAAGACAGGCCGGCAGCUGACUCCAGUUCAGUCAAACAGAGUUUCCCCAACAAAUGCAUCUCUGACUCAUAUAGUGCUAUUAUAUUAGCAUAGGCCUACGCCACCUCUAAUUUCUGGUGAUAUUCACUUAUGAUAUUUUCUUGAGAAAUUUGGAGAGAAGCCAGUCAAUAAUAUGAAGGUAUUAGAGAACAGAUAGGAACACUUCAUAUUAGAUUUGUUUUGUAGAUUGUUUGUGAAGAAAUUAUAACCAAGUGAUAUUGACAAAAAUAUACAACAAUGAUAAUGUUAUGGAUCACUGACAAAUGAACAAGAGUCUGUCGAGAUUAUGACAUAAACGGUUGUGGUAAACAUGAGAGACAACUUGCCACAUCCGUUACAGAAAAAUGCAAAGGAUGUCUAUGCAUCUGUCAGCAGCCCUUUGUCAAAGUUACCUGUUACCUCCUAAUUUCACUGCCAGAGAAUAGUUAGAAAUAACAUAUUUUUAUGUUAAGAAUUGAAUAUGCCAUUCAGUAGUGAUUAAUCUUGUCAUCACCAUGUUAUUAGUGUAUUGUUCAUCAUAUACAGUUGUACUGUUAUCACCAUGUUAUUAGUGUAUUGUUCAUCAUAUACAGUUGUACUGUUAUCACCAUAUUAUUAGUGUAUUGUUCAUCAUAUACAGUUGUACUGUUAUCACCAUAUUAUUAGUGUAUUGUUCAUCAUAUAGGAUUGUACUGUUAUCACCAUAUUAUUAGUGUAUUGUUCAUCAUAUAGGAUUGUACUGUUAUCACCAUAUUAUUAGUGUAUUGUUCAUCAUAUACAGUUGUACUGUUAUCACCAUAUUAUUAGUGUAUUGUUCAUCAUAUAGGAUUGUACUGUUAUCACCAUAUUAUUAGUGUAUUGUUCAUCAUAUAGGAUUGUACUGUAGCAUUGUGUUUAUCAUGUUUAGCACCACAACGGUUCACACAUUAUUUGUUUUCAUCUGAACAGGAGCAGUACCGCUUUUGCUACGACCUUGCUCUGGAGUUUAUCGAGACAUCUUAA
This is a messenger RNA of Coregonus sp. 'balchen', 15199 nucleotides long. The record is from the annotation of a GenBank genome assembly. Lineage: Eukaryota; Metazoa; Chordata; Actinopteri; Salmoniformes; Salmonidae.